ACGAGAACGAUUUUGUCAAUAUGGCUGUGUUUAUGUAGUUUCGUUUUUAAAAGAGUUGUCCUUGCAUGUUUAGUUGACUAUCAUUGUCGAAGUUAGCGUUCUGAAGAUAGAUUAGUUAAAUAUUGAUUUAGACAAUGUAUAGAUUCUAGAUCUACAGCGUGAUAAUUGAAUUCUAAAUACACAUGAACUGUAUACUAUAAAAUGGCUCUAAUAUUACAAAAACAUAAAUUUGUAGGCGCAACCUUAGUUUUGUCUCAAUUUAGACAGUUUUCUCGUAUUGUAAACAGCGUCCGAAUGAAGCGAGUGACUUUACAGUUGCAACGACAAGGUUUAUUGCACAUAGAUUUAGAUCUAAUUAAAUCUAACCAAAUCUCUACUCUAUCACAUAAAGAGUCAGCUAUUCUUUGUGAAACAGAUCAGGGAAACACAGCUAAAUGCUCAGUCUCGCAACAAACAUCUAAUAAAUGUAGUUACAAAUUAUUACAGUUAAAACCAUGUAAAACAAAUUCAAAAAGAAAUUUUUCAAGUAACAAUGGAUCAGCUAGUGAUGGUACAUCUGAUGGAAGCAAUACAGAAAAUGUUGUCCAACAAAAAUUGCCUAGAAGAGUACUAAAAAGAUUGCACAAACAAGGCGUUUCAGAAGAACAAUUUAUAUCAAAGUUGAACUCUACCUUCGAGAACAUGAAAGAACAACGUAAAUCCAUUGACAAAAAAGAUAAACUUGAAGAUCUUUUAAAGAGCAUGUCCACAGAGCCAAGAUACCUUUCAGAAACUGAUAAUUUUCCCUCUGAUUUAGAAAGGCAUAGACAGUGGGAAAAACAAAAGAAGCUUGCAUCCAUUGCACCGAAAAAAUCACCUUCUCAAACAUCUGUUAUUCUUUUUCCUGGUCAAGGGAGUCAAGUUGUAGGUAUGGGCAAAAAACUAUUACCAUUUCCAAGGGUUCAUGAUCUCUAUGAAGAAGCCAGUUCUCUUUUGGGAUUUGAUUUAUUGAAAAUAUGCCUCAAUGGUCCAAAAUCAGAACUUGAUAAAACAAAAUAUUGCCAACCAGCAGUUGUGAUUACAUCUUUGGCAGCAAUUGAGAAAUUUAAAGAGGAACACCCACAAGCUUUAGAAUCUUGUGUUGCUACUGCUGGAUUUAGUGUUGGAGAGUUUGCUGCCCUUGUGUUCUGUGGUGUCCUGUCUUUUCCAGAUGCUGUGAAACUUGUCAAAGUGAGAGCAGAAGCCAUGCAAAAGGCUUCAGAGAUGGUUGCAAGUGGCAUGCUGUCUGUCUUCUUGGCGCACGACUCUAAUCUUUCCUUGGCGAUAAAAACUGCCAAAGACUACUGCCAAGAGAGACGAGGCAUUGAGAAUCCAGUUUGUGUUGUAGCAAAUUAUCUGUUUCCUGAGUGCAAGGUCAUAGCUGGACAUGAGGAGGCUAUUGAGUUUCUUUCCACUAAUGCUAAAGAGUUUGGAAUCUUAAGAACCAAAAGGUUGGCAGUUAGUGGGGCAUUCCACACCAACCUGAUGGAAUCAGCAGUGCAGCCACUACAGAGAGCAUUAGCUGGCAUGAAGAUAGGUAGUCCAAAGUUUACUGUGUACAGCAACGUGACCAAUGCUCCGUACCAUCCCAAAACAAACUUUGCUCACAUGCUUGGGCAGCAGCUGGUCAAGCCUGUCAAGUGGGAACAAAUCAUGCACAACAUAUACUCUCGGGAUAAAGGAGUUGAGUUUCCAAACACCUAUGAGAUCGGACCAGGCAGGCAAAUGGGCACCUUCUUAAAGCAAGUGAAUCUACUGGCCCACAAACAGUAUCACAAUGUAGAAGUUUAACAACAUGUGUAGGCUUUCAGUUCAUGUGUGUGUGUGUAAGAGUAGGAAAGUUGCAUAUGCUCAAAGGCUUAGAUGUGUGUGUGUGUGUAUGAAUUAAAUAUUGUGUAGAAUUGUUUCUUUAUGUUAUUUUGUAAGGGAAAUGUUUUAUUGAACGGUUGAGUAAAAUCAUUAUUGUCUAACUUUA
Messenger RNA from Biomphalaria glabrata, 1993 nucleotides. RefSeq names its product malonyl-CoA-acyl carrier protein transacylase, mitochondrial-like. The record is from RefSeq and is a predicted model, not a curated record. Gene Ontology annotation, molecular function: transferase activity. The coding region runs from base 202 to 1809 and encodes 535 amino acids. The transcript has 5 exons. Lineage: Eukaryota; Metazoa; Mollusca; Gastropoda; Planorbidae.